Capronia coronata CBS 617.96 is the source of this 1365-nucleotide messenger RNA. Its product is annotated as dihydropteroate synthase. The record is from RefSeq and is a predicted model, not a curated record. Lineage: Eukaryota; Fungi; Ascomycota; Eurotiomycetes; Chaetothyriales; Herpotrichiellaceae. Gene Ontology annotation, molecular function: 2-amino-4-hydroxy-6-hydroxymethyldihydropteridine diphosphokinase activity; dihydropteroate synthase activity. Gene Ontology annotation, biological process: tetrahydrofolate biosynthetic process. Gene Ontology annotation, cellular component: mitochondrial envelope. The transcript has 2 exons. Bases 1 to 1365 code for a protein of 454 amino acids.
AUGGGGGACAGAGUGGGCACCAUUGAAGCCGCGUUGACCAGAAUGCAACAGGAAGGGCUCAAGCUCCUCAAGUUAAGCCAUCUAUAUGAGACGAAGCCGAUGUAUUACGACGACCAAGAUGCCUUUUUGAACGGCGCUUGCCAGAUCGAGACGACUUUGGAACCACUCCCGCUCCUGGACCUGUUGCAAGCCAUUGAAAAUGACCUUGGCCGAAAGCGUGUAGUUGACAAAGGGCCGAGGACCAUCGACCUGGAUAUUAUACUCUUCAAUCAGGAGCACAUCAAACACCCUCGGCUCGAGGUACCUCACAGACUGAUGCUGGAGCGAGAAUUUGUGCUGAGACCUCUUGCCGAUAUACUCCCUGAUGCUCACCUACCCUCCAGCUUCUCUCCUGCAGCUUCUAGUCGCCCAAUUCGACACUUUCUACAGGCCAUUUCCGAACAGGACACCAGCAUGUCCCCCGUGUUCGUCUUGCAUCCUCAGUCACCGCUGAUCCGCACGCGAGACGCAACACGCAAGACUCACGUGAUGGCCAUCAUGAACCUCACCCCAGACUCCUUCUCGGAUGGAGGGCUCCAUGCCGCCAAGGAUAUCGAGACGCUUAAAUCCACUGUGCGGAGCUUUGUUGCUUCAGGCGCCACCAUUCUUGACAUCGGCGGACAGAGCACACGCCCGAGAGCGGAAUUCCUUGGUCCAGAAGAGGAGCUUAAGCGGAUUUUGCCCAUUGUCCGCGCCAUCCGCGAAGUGAAAGAGGCCGACGGGAUCGCAAUCAGCAUUGACACCUUCCACUCCGACGUUGCUCGGGAGACCAUUCUUGCCGGAGCUGAUAUCAUUAACGACGUUUCUGCCGGGCUUCUAGACGAGCGAAUGCUGCCCACUGUUGCUAGUCUGGGGAAGUCAAUUGUCCUCAUGCACAUGAGGGGCGAUUUUCAUACAAUGACAAAGCUGACCGACUACCCCGAGGGUGUCAUCAAAGGUGUGGCCCACGAGCUCAGUGGACGCGUUGAAGUCGCCCUGGCCGCCGGAAUUCCUCCAUGGCGCAUCAUCCUGGAUCCAGGGCUGGGUUUUGCCAAAGAUCAAGAGCAGAAUCUCGAGGUUCUACGGAGCGUGGCAGAGCUUCGAGAUUAUCCGGACGUACCAGUUCCCUUGAAGGACUUCCCAUGGCUGAUGGGACCAAGCCGGAAGGGGUUUGUUGGCAAGAUUACCGGUGUCAAAGAACCGUCUGACCGAAGCUACGGCACUGCUGCAGCAGUGACAGCCAGCAUUGAAGGUGGAGCUGAGAUUAUACGGAUUCAUGAUGUGGAAGAAAUGGUGCAGGUCACAAAGAUGGCCGAUGCCAUCUAUCGUCGGCCUCGAUUGUGUUGA